Messenger RNA from Mesorhabditis spiculigera, 408 nucleotides. The record is from the annotation of a GenBank genome assembly. Lineage: Eukaryota; Metazoa; Nematoda; Chromadorea; Rhabditida; Rhabditidae.
AUGACGCCGAUUCCAACGGAGGGCGAGUUGCUGCGCUUCGGUUCGCUGAAUAUCAUGCUCUCCGUGGGGGGUAUAUGUCUGCAGAUAUGGUAUAUUAAGUUUCUCUACGCACGCCGGCCUGGUUGGGGUCGAGACAUUGUGCUGACGCUCCACCUCCUCUCCGCGUUCUGCGAUAUUGUGCAGCUGAGCGCGCACGGGUUCGCCGGGCUGCAGAUGUUCUUUCCGGAGGCGCCUUUGCCAUAUUCCAGGUAUCUGCUGUCGAAGAAGCCGGACUGGGGCAAGGGUGUUGUGGUGAUACUCUUCUUGCUGACCGCCGUCUGCGACGUGUUCCAGUUGAUCGCCCAUUGCUACGUGGCGCUGGCGAUGAUCUUCCCCGUCACCCUCGAGCCCUACUGUGGGGUUAGUUUU